UGUGAGAUUACUUAUAAUUUUAAUUCGUAAUAAAAAAUAAAGUUAAAGACUGCAGUAGCCUAGGGUUAAAACAUCAAGGACUGCCUGUUCCGGUGCAUAUAUAAGUCCACAAAGUCAAAUAGGCGACACCAUUGUUGUUGUGGACUCAAUGUAGUUGUGGCCGGCUUGUUACAAUAAGAAUAUUCUUCAAGUGUAAAUUUGAAAAUUAUAAAAAUAUGAUUUCCCGUACAACGAUACUUUUAACUUUUGUUUUUGGGUUUGCUCUUUGCGAAAUACCUAGUUUUAUAAAGGUUUGCGAAAGAAGCAACCCAGACCUGAAGGGCUGCAUAAACAAUUCUAUAAGUGAAAUCGUGCCAUAUUUGAAGAAUGGUAUCCCUGAACUAAAUGUGCCUCCUUUGGAACCGCUAAUUUUGGACAAUAUAAAUCUUAAAGGAAACGGUGAAAAUGGCAUUGGAGCGACCUUGUCAGAGCUUAAAGUAUACGGAGCCGCAAAUUUUCAUAUUUCAGAGUUAAGUCCAAACCUGAAGAAGAACCUCUUCAGGUUCAGGGUUCACAUUCCAAAAAUGAGCGUCUUUGGUAAAUAUGACACGGACUCCAAAAUACUGUUCAUUAACAUCAAAGGAAACGGACCAAUGUCAAUGAAUAUAUCCGAUUUUGUAUUCGAUUGUGCUAUGAAAGGCCACAAAGUACAGAAAGAGUCACGAGAAUAUCUGGAGUUCGAUAAGAUGAAGUUCAACAUUCACAUAGGAAGUUCCAAAAUCGUUCUAGAAAAUUUGUUUAAUGGCGACCCAGUGUUAGGAAAGGCAACAAACGACGUUAUCAACGAAAAUAUUCAUUUAUUCUUGGACGAAAUUGUUCCUGCACUGCAAAAUGCUUUGGCUGAAAAGUUCACAGAUGUUGCAAAUAAAAUAACGUUGAGGUUUACCUACAGUGAAUUGUUUCCUUAAUUGUUUUUGUAUUAUUUCGUUUUAAUAAAUUAUUCACUUUUAUAGUA
Agrilus planipennis (emerald ash borer) is the source of this 994-nucleotide messenger RNA. RefSeq lists its product as uncharacterized. The record is from RefSeq and is a predicted model, not a curated record. The transcript has 4 exons. The coding region runs from base 216 to 947 and encodes 243 amino acids. Lineage: Eukaryota; Metazoa; Arthropoda; Insecta; Coleoptera; Buprestidae.